Messenger RNA from Telopea speciosissima, 1105 nucleotides. RefSeq names its product tetraspanin-6-like. Lineage: Eukaryota; Viridiplantae; Streptophyta; Magnoliopsida; Proteales; Proteaceae. Gene Ontology annotation, biological process: auxin-activated signaling pathway. The record is from RefSeq and is a predicted model, not a curated record. The transcript has 3 exons. Gene Ontology annotation, cellular component: plasma membrane; plasmodesma. The coding region runs from base 166 to 1014 and encodes 282 amino acids.
CAUAAACAAAGGAGAGAGGCAAUGUCAGCCCAAUAACAAAAAGAAGACAAAGGCGGGAAGGGGGAAGAGAGCUCAGGAAGAAAAACCCAGCAGAAGUGGAAGCUGUGGUGUUGAGUGUAACAGAGAAACCCCCAUAGUUUAUUAGAGAAGAGGUAAACCAGAGAGAUGUAUCGGUUCAGUAAUACAGUGAUCGGCUUUUUGAACCUCCUCACUCUUUUGGCUUCCAUACCCAUCAUAGGUUCAGGGCUUUGGAUGGCCAAAAGCAACACUACUUGUGAAUCCUUUUUGCAGACACCACUUCUGGUCAUAGGGUUUAUCAUUCUUGUGGUUUCCUUAGCGGGUUUCAUUGGGGCUUGCUUUAACGUGGCAUGGGCACUGUGGAUUUACCUGUUUGUGAUGUUGUUGCUCAUUGCCACCUUACUGGGCUUCACCAUCUUUGGCUUUGUAGUCACCGGUCAAGGUGGUGGUGUCCAAGUCCCUGGUCGUGUCUACAAGGAGUAUAGGCUGCAGGACUACUCACCAUGGCUCAGGAAACGAGUCCAGGAUCCUCACUACUGGAGUACUCUCAGGACUUGCAUAUUGGGCUCCAAGACCUGCGCCAAGCUUGCCUCCUGGACUCCCCUUGAUUACCUUGAGAGAGACAUGACUCCUUUACAGUCUGGUUGCUGCAAGCCACCAACUUCCUGCAACUAUGGUGCUGCUACGAUGUUGGCACAAGACCAGGACUGCUACAGGUGGAACAACAUGGCCUAUUUGCUUUGCUAUGAGUGUGAUUCGUGCAAGGCAGGAGUACUGGAAGAUGUGAGGAGAGAUUGGCAUAAACUCUCAGUCCUCAAUGUGGUGAUGGUUGUCUUUCUGAUUGGAAUCUAUUCCAUUGGGUGUUGUGCAUACCGGAACAGCAAGAGAUCCCAGACAGACUACCCUUAUGGAGAGAAUCGGAUGAAAAAAGUGAUACCCAGAUGGGAUUUCUAUUUGAGGAGAUGGUGGCGAGACAGAAGAGAAUUUCUUUAUUAGCUCUCUCUCUCUCUCUCUUCCUUUUGAUUGGGACUGUACUGGGUUUUAAGCAUGUGUGGGUUGCAGGCCUGGAGGCCAUUAUUUUCAUCUA